Molecule: messenger RNA, 1721 nt
Organism: Talpa occidentalis (Iberian mole)
Lineage: Eukaryota; Metazoa; Chordata; Mammalia; Eulipotyphla; Talpidae
Gene: PLEKHF1
Product: pleckstrin homology and FYVE domain containing 1
Exons: 3
Coding region: 230-1054 (274 amino acids)
Molecular function (GO): metal ion binding; phosphatidylinositol binding
Source: RefSeq, a predicted model, not a curated record
CCCGGGCUAGAAGGGGCAAGAGGCACGUGACUCAGGGGCCCAGCACCCCUCUUGAGCAAGAGGCUUCCCGCAAGGGGCUUGACGUGCGAAACUGCAGUGUGGUGACCCAGAAACCCUCACGUGUGAUCAGCUCGGCGGGUCGUGCUGUGUGUGCACAUGUGCGUGCACACAGUGUGGCUGCAGGCUCAGCGCUCACCUGCUUCCUCUCAGAGCCGUGCCAGCGGCCAAGAUGGUAGACCACCUGGCGAACACGGAGAUCAACAGCCAGCGCAUCGCUGCUGUCGAGAGCUGCUUCGGGGCCUCGGGGCAGCCACUGGCCCUGCCGGGCCGGGUGCUGCUGGGCGAGGGCGUGCUGACCAAGGAGUGCCGCAAGAAGGCCAAGCCACGCAUCUUCUUCCUCUUCAAUGACAUCCUGGUGUAUGGCAGCAUCGUGCUCAACAAGCGCAAGUACCGCAGCCAGCACAUCAUCCCCCUGGAGGAGGUGACGCUGGAGCCGCUGCCCGAGACCCUGCAGGCCAAGAACCGCUGGAUGAUCAAGACGGCCAAGAAGUCCUUCGUGGUGUCCGCCGCCUCCACCACGGAGCGCCAGGAGUGGAUCAGCCACAUCGAGGAGUGUGUGCGGAGGCAGCUGCUGGCCACUGGCCGCCCGCCCAGCAAGGAGCACGCCGCGCCCUGGAUCCCCGACAAGGCCACGGACAUCUGCAUGCGCUGCACGCAGACCCGCUUCUCGGCCAUCACCCGGCGCCACCACUGCCGCAAGUGUGGCUUCGUGGUCUGCGCCGAGUGCUCCCGGGAGCGCUUCCUCCUGCCGCGCCUCUCGUCCAAGCCCCUGCGUGUCUGCAGCCUCUGCUACCGCGAGCUGGCUGCUCAGAAGCAGAAGGAGGAAGAGGAGCAGGGCAUGGGGUCCCCCGGGCAGCUGGCCCACCUGGCCGGAGCCUCCAGUGGAGACGACGAAGACUCGGAGGAGGACAAGGAGUGCAGUGAGGGUGGCGACUGGUCCAGUCACUUCAAGUUCUACACCUCAGGCCUCUCCUGGUCAUCCUUCCACAGCUGACCCGGGUCUGCAGAUGUGAGGCUGGGGGUGGGGGGUGGGGGUCCCUAGUCAUUUCUGCAUCCAAGCCUGCUCUGGGCCCACCACAGGACAGCGCCCCCAGAGCUCACCCCAAGGACUCACCCCCACAGGAGGCAGGCACAGUGAGACAUCUGGGCCCUCUGGACCCCAGGACCUUUCUGCUUUUCCACUACAGGUAAUUAUCUCUCUCCUUAGCAAACCUAAAACCUCAGGCCUCUUGAGAACUAACUGUUUCUCGGCCCUGCCGGCUGCAGUUCCAAGCCCAUGAAUUACAUGACCACAGAUAUCUUUAGGGAGCAGAUGUGACUGGAGUGAGGUCUCCUCUCCUCUUAAACCUAAGCACACCCCCAGGGAAGACUGAGUGCUGGGAGGCCUGCAGGAAGCUGAGGCCUGCCCACCCCUACCCCUCAGACCGAUGCAGGGGGGCCUCAUCAGACAGGGUGUGACAGCUUACCAGAGUCAGACAAGAGAGUGCUGUGCUGUGGGUGCCCCCAGGCCUGGGGACUGCAGCCUGAGCUCCCCGCAGCUUCUGACCUGGUCUCAUCUCUUCCACGUGUCUGGCGCCUCUCGGUCCUCAUCUCUACCUGCAAGUGACAGGAACCCAACCCAGACUGACUCAAUAAAAAAGAAAAGUGUAUUGACCUGUGUG